Molecule: messenger RNA, 1977 nt
Organism: Talaromyces atroroseus
Lineage: Eukaryota; Fungi; Ascomycota; Eurotiomycetes; Eurotiales; Trichocomaceae
Product: ATP-dependent RNA helicase HAS1
Exons: 10
Coding region: 1-1977 (658 amino acids)
Biological process (GO): maturation of LSU-rRNA from tricistronic rRNA transcript (SSU-rRNA, 5.8S rRNA, LSU-rRNA)
Cellular component (GO): nucleolus
Molecular function (GO): nucleic acid binding; ATP binding; RNA helicase activity
Source: RefSeq, a predicted model, not a curated record
AUGGCGACUACCGAAAGGCAUUCAAAAAAGGUUAAGCGCAAGCACAAUGCCUCGGACGAAGCGGUUAAAUCACCCAAGCCCGAAUUGAAUGAGUCUCCGGAGAAGCCCAAGAAGCAAAAGACCGCACACCGACCCGAGGAUGAUUCUGAAGAAGUGGCUGCGAAUGUGCUUGAAGAUGUGGUCGACCAAGCUCAAGAAAAUACGGAACAAGCGACCGAAAACCUUGUCGAGGGAGAAGGAAACGAACUUGAAGACCUGCCUUCCAACGCAGUUUCGCUACCUCAAACCGGCGAUUCGUUGCCAACAAAGUUCACCGAACUCAACCUCUCAGAUCGUACCUUGGAGGCCAUUAAGGAGAUGGGAUUCGAGACAAUGACCGAGAUCCAGCAAAGGGCCAUCCCGCCGCUGAUGGCUGGUCGCGAUGUUUUGGGUGCUGCAAAAACUGGAUCUGGAAAGACGUUGGCCUUUUUGAUCCCCGCAAUUGAGCUACUUCACAGCUUGAAGUUCAAGCCUAGGAACGGUACCGGGGUACUCAUCUUGUCCCCUACCCGAGAAUUAGCUCUACAGAUUUGGGGUGUUGCCCGCCAACUGCUAGAAAAACACUCACAAACGCAUGGAAUCGUUAUGGGAGGCGCCAAUCGCAGAGCCGAAGCUGAGAAAUUGGAGAAGGGCGUCAACCUCUUGGUCGCAACCCCUGGACGUUUGCUUGAUCACCUACAGAAUACGAAGGGCUUCGUAUUCAAGAACUUGCGUCAGCUCGUCAUCGACGAAGCGGAUCGAAUCUUGGAGAUCGGUUUCGAGGACGAAAUGAAACAAAUUAUGAAAAUUCUUGGCAGCGGAGAGCGUCAGACGUCACUUUUCUCAGCCACACAAACAACAAAGGUCGAAGAUUUGGCUCGUAUCUCCUUGAAACCCGGCCCGUUAUAUAUAAAUGUUGUACCACGAAUGGAAAACGCCACUGUCGAUCGACUAGAACAAGGAUAUGUCGUUUGUGACUCGGACAAACGGUUCCUCCUCCUUUUCUCAUUUCUCAAGCGAAACUUGAAGAAGAAGAUCAUUGUGUUUCUUUCCAGCUGCAAUUCGGUCAACUACUAUUCCGAGUUACUUAACUAUAUCGAUUUGCCGGUUUUGUCAAUCCACGGCAAGCAGAAGCAGCAGAAACGGACGUCUACUUUCUUCGAAUUCGUCAACAGUGAAAGAGGAAUCCUCAUAUGUACAGACGUUGCUGCUAGAGGCCUUGAUAUUCCAGAGAUCGAUUAUGUGGUCCAAUAUGAUCCGCCUGAUGACCCGAGAGAUUACAUACAUCGUGUCGGUCGUACUGCCCGUGGUGCCAAGGCCAAAGGCCGCAGUUUGAUGUUUUUGCAACCAUCCGAGAUGGGCUUCCUCACCCACUUGAAGGAGGCGAAGGUGCCUGUUGUGGAGUUUGAGUUCCCUCAGAAAAAGAUCAUCAAUGUCCAAUCACAGCUCAUCUCACAGAACUACUACCUCAACAAGUCUGCCAAGGAAGGUUACCGCUCCUAUCUGAAUGCGUACGCGUCACAUUCUCUCCGCUCUGUCUUCGACAUCAACAAACUUGAUCUCGUCAAGAUAGCAAAGAGUUUCGGUUUCUCGACCCCCCCGCGAGUUGACAUCACUCUUGGUGCGAGCAUGAGCAGGGAUAAAAAGGUGCAGGGAAGACGAGCCUAUGGAAGCCAGCCAAAGCAGGCAGCUCGAUUCAAGCGAAAGUAUGACGAAGGAAGUAGACUCGACAGCAAGCCCAGCCGGGCCAUCGUUGAAGAACGACGACUUUCCGAACAGGUUCGGGUGAUUGGAACGGAGCUUGAUCAGGGGUUCACUUGGGGUCUCGAGGAUGUAUCCUUUGUCCUUCAUCGCCUCGACGAGCGGGGUUUCUUUGGUCUUCCCUACACAGUUUAUGAUGGCAUCGACAUCUGGUACUCCGCUAACCUUUUCCCCCUUCUUAUUGCGGACACAAAGUGA